Messenger RNA from Rotaria socialis, 1215 nucleotides. The record is from the annotation of a GenBank genome assembly. NCBI's taxonomy places the organism in Eukaryota, Metazoa, Rotifera, Eurotatoria, Philodinida, Philodinidae.
AUGAAUUUUAACGACGUUACCGUCAGUUGGCAGGAUAUAUCAGAUACUGAGCGUACAGCAUUAUUGAAUAAACCAUGUCCGCCACGCACGAAACCCAAAAUUCUACCACCACGAAAAACUCCCGAUCGAAUCACAUCUCGUGUUUUCAGUAUAUGCCAAUCGGCGGUAAUGAACAAUCAUACAGCACAACGACCAGUUCGAUUAAAUAAUUUAAAAAAUCAUACAACACUGACAAGCUCAAAAGAAAAUGUUGAUAAUGCGUAUCGUACAAUGAUUGAAUUUACUGAAACAUGUAAACGAGAAUCAACCAAUGAUGGAAAUCCAAUUGAAGUGCCUACGCCAAAACGUAUUCGUUCUUCAUCUCCUACAUCAACAUUCGAACAGCACGCGUCUCCAUCAGCUAUAUCACGUUAUAUAAGUCAUGAUAGUUAUUUAACAUUUAAUCCAUCACCAUCAAAUCAACGUGUAAUAACGAAUAAUAGUAACAAUAAUGUAAAUACUGAUACAGAUUUUAUUGGCGAAGAACUUUGGGAUGAUUGGGAUUUACCACCGACGACAACAACAGCAACAACAACCAGUAAAAAAACACCCGGUAAAAGUCGAACGAUGUCAUCACCAGCUGUACACUCACGAACAAAGAAAAUUACAGAUACAACAACCAUUAUUAAUGUACUUGAAACAAAAAACAAUCCCGAACAGACAUCCGUAGAAUCCACUUCUUUACCAACAGUUACUUCUAUUGUAUGGGACGAUGAUGAUGAUGAUCUCGAACAAUUAUUGACUCAAUUUCCUGCGGAAUUACCAUCAGACAAACGACUUGUAGAUAAUGAUUCAAUAAUAAUGAAUACACCAAGUACUAAUGAUGAUAAUACUACAUGUCUAGAUGCUACACGUCGAUCAUCAGCAAUGUUAACCAGUGAAAAUCAGUCAUUAGUUCAUAAUUCAACAAAAAUUGAACUAUCUAGUCAGCCGAACUUUCCUCAAAAUCGAUUAUCGACUUCAACAUUACAACGAUCAUAUACAGGACCGAUGUCGCCGGCUGCCAGUAAAAAUACAAUAAGAGUUAAUUCACCACGAGUUCGAUGUGAUUCAGCGAGUGCCGAAAAAAAGAAAAUAAUGUGUACUGAAGCUGAAAUCGAACAAAAACGUUUAGCUGCUCUUGCUAAACGACGUCAACGUGAGCAAGAGCAACAACAACAACAGAAAAAACGCUAA